AGUCACAUCAGGCUCAAUAGCUUGAACUGUGGCCAUGGUUACCCCCGAGACUCGCGAGGCUGACAAGGGCCGCAAAGUCCACGAGACCGACAGCACCAACUCUGAAGGUGACCUUUUGUGCGACAAGAUGGAGCAGCAGUCCGGAUCCGACUCUGAGGAUGAGUGUGUUCUUCAGCGGACCAACACUGUAAAGGCCGGCCGGACAGACGCCGAAGCAGAGGCAAGCGCAGCGCUGAAUGCAUCCAAUCCCGGAUUCCGGGUGAAGAACACCUUCAUUCAUGUGGAUGAGGAGGGACACUUCAGCAGGACCGAGUCCGAUCAGACCGCCCCAGGAAGGACAACGUCGGAUCCUUCAGGUCGCAGGGUGGCCCUGCCGCGGUGGCCCAAGCGAGACGUGGAGCCCCUGCCGGAGGCGCCCAGGUCUGACUCGGAGGAAUCUGGCGAAGAGCCAAGAACGAAGUCCAUGGAGAGGUUUGAGACCUGGGAUCACUUUGCUGCGGCGCAUUCUGCGUAUCCAGCUCCUUUGAUGACUGGAAUGGGUGUGCCUCCUAUGAUGGCUCCCAUGAUGGUGGGCAUGCAGAUGGCAGACCCGUACUGAUGUGCUUGGCCAGAUCCGAGCCAGGCAAUGGAGGCGUCAGCCCCACCUUUUGGUAUGCUGCAUAGCUUCCACAAGGAGGUCCGGGGCUUCGGCGUGGCUUCCAACGACCUGCGGCAGUUCACCAAGGGCCAGGACUACGAAGGCCGCUUGUCGGUGAUCUCCGGAUCCGAAGUGCAGAGAGGCGGCGUCCAGAGAUAUUUGAUGCAGUUCUCAGAUGGCGAGCUGACCAAAGCCGACGGCGUAGGCUUCGUGUUCGCAUCGCGCGUGCCGUGUGCCAAGAACAUUCAGAAGAUCGAGUCUCGGUCUUCGUGAACCAGCGGGGCCGCAUCUGCAUGCGGGUCUUCGGGGACAUCCUGAAGGCCAAGAAGCACGUGCGGGCGCUGCAGGUGGGGGACUGGAUCGAGAUGGCCAUCGACCUGGAGAACAGCACCGCGACCUUCAAGGUAUGGCCUUACGAAAUGGUUGCCUCAGGUUACAUGACUGAGCCGGAGUCCUGCGCAGAGUUUCAUUAUGGGAGAAACGGCUGGCACAGGCCAAUCAGUUGUCGGCCAAGCCUGUAAAGCUCAACGUCGGCCACUUUGCCUGCGUAAUCCAAAAUGUGGGGGUGACAGUGUCAAUGGGCUCUUAAUUAGUUCAUGGUGAAUGGGGGUUUCACACGAAUGCGAUUUGAUCACGCUGUGAGCCAUUCUUUUUUUUUUGCAUUAUCAACGUCUCACCACUUUUGCACAGUCUCAAGUGCUUUUCCGUGCAGAGAUCAGCAGUGUACAGCGAUUUCACGCGCUAAUAGUUGCCAUCGCAACAUAUACCGCUUGCGACUCGGUCGACAGGCAGCGAC
This is a messenger RNA of Effrenium voratum, 1433 nucleotides long. NCBI's taxonomy places the organism in Eukaryota, Dinophyceae, Suessiales, Symbiodiniaceae. The record is from the annotation of a GenBank genome assembly.